AUGAAUUCAACAAAAAUUUGCAUGUUGAGGGCUGCAUGUCGGCGCUCGUGUGACACCGGUGCCUACAAUAAGGAUCAUGAGCGGUCCAAUAUAUCCGGCAUAUCUGCCCUCCUCAACACCCAUCGUGAUUCUAGAGCAGAGUCGAGUGUAUUUGUUCAGGAGGCGACGCACUUUUUCCAGAGCACAGGUUUCUUCUCUCAGCGGCAAAUCGGCUUUCAGGACUGCCAGGCCAUCCCAAAGGCAGCCUCACACUACCUCCGCGCCUCCACUCGUCACUUCGUCUACCUGGGGAGCGAUUUCCCGCGCGGUGUGACGGGUGAUGUGCAUCGUGUGGUGAUAACCUUCGCUUCAACCUUCCACAUGCUUAUGAACGAUUUUUAUCGACCAUGGUGUUGA
This is a messenger RNA of Dibothriocephalus latus, 396 nucleotides long. Lineage: Eukaryota; Metazoa; Platyhelminthes; Cestoda; Diphyllobothriidea; Diphyllobothriidae. The record is from the annotation of a GenBank genome assembly.